Messenger RNA from Ictalurus furcatus (blue catfish), 1526 nucleotides. RefSeq names its product fibrillarin (gene fbl). NCBI's taxonomy places the organism in Eukaryota, Metazoa, Chordata, Actinopteri, Siluriformes, Ictaluridae. Gene Ontology annotation, cellular component: Cajal body; box C/D methylation guide snoRNP complex; small-subunit processome. Gene Ontology annotation, biological process: rRNA methylation; box C/D sno(s)RNA 3'-end processing. The transcript is spliced from 9 exons. Gene Ontology annotation, molecular function: RNA binding; rRNA methyltransferase activity; histone H2AQ104 methyltransferase activity. The record is from RefSeq and is a predicted model, not a curated record. The coding region runs from base 131 to 1096 and encodes 321 amino acids.
UGGGAAAGGACCCGUGCAUCGACUCACAUGUGGUUGUGAGCGCGUGAACUUUUCUGAGCGCGGAGAAGAAGACGAAGGAGGGGGAAAAACUCCAUUUAUUCCACUUUAAUUUUUAUUUUCCACAUUAAACAUGAAGCCUGGUUUCAGUCCCCGCGGCGGUGGAUUUGGUGGAAGAGGACGCGGUGGGGACCGAGGAGGACGCGGUGGAGACCGAGGAGGGUUUAGAGGAGGGCGAGGAGGGUUUAGAGGAGGGCGAGGUGGUGGAGGUGGAGGUUUUAGGUCUCCGAGUGGUGAAGGAGGAUUCCGGGGCCGUGGUGGAGGCAGAGGCAUGUCGAGGGGACGUGGGGGCAGAGGUGGAGGAGGAGGGUUCAGAGGAGGAAGGAAGGUGACCGUGGAGCCUCACAGACAUGAAGGUGUGUUUAUCUGCCGCGGGAAGGAAGACGCCCUGGUGACGAAGAACAUGGUGGUGGGAGAGUCCGUGUACGGGGAGAAGAGAAUCAGUGUCGAGGACGGAGAAGCGAAGAUCGAGUACAGGGCGUGGAACCCGUUCCGCUCUAAGCUGGCGGCGGCCAUUCUGGGAGGAAUCGAUAAGAUCCACAUCAAACCCGGAACCAAAGUCAUGUACCUGGGAGCGGCGUCAGGAACCACCGUGUCUCACGUCUCCGACAUCGUCGGACCUGAUGGUUUGGUGUACGCAGUGGAGUUUUCUCACCGUUCCGGCCGAGAUUUAUUGAACGUGGCUAAAAAAAGAACCAACAUUAUUCCCAUUAUUGAAGACGCCAGACAUCCGCACAAAUACCGCAUGCUGGUCGGGAUGGUCGAUGUGAUUUUCGCUGACGUUGCUCAGCCGGAUCAGACGCGUAUCGUCGCCCUCAAUGCUCACAACUUUCUCAAAAACGGCGGCCAUUUUGUCAUCUCCAUCAAGGCAAACUGCAUCGACUCAACAGCGUCGCCCGAGGCAGUGUUCGCGUCCGAGGUGAAGAAGAUGAGCUCCGAGAACAUGAAACCUCAGGAGCAGCUGACGCUCGAGCCAUACGAGAGAGACCACGCUGUGGUCGUAGGGGUGUACAGGCCGCCUCCUAAACAGAAGAAAUGAAGACGCAGCGGUGUAAAUUUGUGUUUGGACGUUUUUCUGUUCUUGCUGAUCCUCCAGCUUUGACCACUGACUGACACACACUGCCUUUAAUCCUCAUCUGCUUUCUCCAGCCGUGUGUGUGUGUGUGUGUGUGUGUGUGUGUGUGUCAUCACUGGAGGUGAAGAACUUCCACAGUACAUCAGUGUUAAUGAUCCUGUGCUAUUUCAGUAACAUAGCUCUCUCCAUGCUAAUCAGCGGCGUGACUCGAUCAGGAAGUUCUUACUGUAUAUUAUAGUAUAUUAAACCAUGAGAAGUUUGUUUUACUUUAGGUGAAUCCUUUGCUUUUCAGCAUCGUUCUGCUUUCUUUCAUGUCCAAAAUUAUGUUGGUCAUGUGACUGUACAGACUGAUGAUGAGUUUUUGUUUUUUAUUAAAUAAUUUCAAACACCUUUA